GUUAUAAUGUUUGGUUUCUCUCAUGUAUUCUACCUUUUUUAAGCUUUUUAAUUUGAUUAAUUACUAUUUUAAUCUUAUAAAAUUUUAAUACUAACCUCGUUAAGAUUGUAUUUUUGCUGAAAUUUUAAUACUAAGCUCAUACUAAGCUCAUUAGUCUUAGACCAACAGGUCGACCUAUGCUAUUUUGGCUGAAGCCUUGGUUAACUAAACAAUGUAGUCAAUCCUUCAAAGAGUCCUAACUUAUUUGACCUAAAGAAACUUAGUGUCGAUCAAGGCUUUAAGUGUUGGCUAAUGACCAACCAUUUGACACUCAAAGGUUUUGAAUUGAGUUAUAGCGUUUCAUAAUUAUUAUGACUCAACAACCUGAUGAGAUUUUUGUAGAGUGUCUAAAUACUCAAAUGUACAAUUUUUGUACUGUGUCAAAAUACUUUGUACAAAUGUAUGAGUAUAAACUUCGAAUUUUAACUACAUUUUUAUUCAAAUUUUAACUACGUUCUAAGACAAGCUGAAAAACGCAUCUUUAGUUUCUGCUCUUUAAGUUAUCUACAAAUCCGAUUCCUAAUCCUAAUAGAGCAAUGAAGUAUUGGUAGCUUAACAACACGCUAGUGUUAGUUACUCUAGUUUUGAAGACGUAUUGACUCAAUAACUUAGCACUAAAUACUUUGUGAUAUUUUUUUGGGUUAGUAUAGUCUUUAUAAUUGAUAAUUUGUCACAAGAAAAAUAUAUAGAUUCGUUAAGAGAACCGAAUCCUCAACCUAUAACGAUCUCUUAUGAACUAAUCUGUGAAACGAGAUAUUCCCAAACAGACUAACAAAUUAAUUUACUAAAUAUAGUGAAGAUGAACACAUACCACUGUGUUCUUGUUGUUGCUUUGAGAGAAAUUCACGCCCAACCAAGCAAUUGCUUUGCCAAUCUGUGAUCUGCUUGAUCUUUUGCUCCUAUAAAUUCCUCCCUUUGGUUCUGCAACAGAGACAAGCAGCAACAAAAAAGUUAAUUCAUUGUUCAUUUGACAAAAAACGAACAAAAAAAAGGAAAAAAAAGAAUAAGCAGUGAAGCAACGAUCAUGAAUAAGUCCUCGGUUUCGAUCUCUGUCACUUUUGUUCUGUUCUUCCUCUUUGCCUGCUCUGUUCCUGUUUCAGGCUUCAACAUCACAAGGCUCCUCAAUCGGUUCCCUGAAUUUGGCGUUUUCAAUGGAUUUCUGACGAAAACUCGUCUCUUCGAACAGAUCAACAUUCGCCAAACUAUCACCAUUCUCGCCCUCGAUAAUGGCGUCGUUCCGAGCAUCACUGGAAACUCUCUCGACGUAAUCAAGCAGAUUUUGAGUGCUCAUGUUAUUCUCGAUUACUACGAUUCUGCCAAGUUCAGGAAGCUCUCCACCAACAAGCCUACAGUACUUACUACCAUGUUCCAGGCCACUGGCGACGCCGUACGCGAGCAAGGGUUUGUGAAAGUUGUGCUGAACAGGAGAGGUCAAAUCGAAUUCGGAUCUGCUUGGAAAGGCGCGCCUUUCACCUCUAUGUUUGUCAGAGCUGUUGCCUCACAGCCCUACAAUAUCUCUGUUAUUCAAAUCAGUUCUCCGAUUGUGGUCCCUGGCAUUGGCCGUUACAAUUUGCCUCCUCCAGCGCCUGUUGCACCGGAACCAGAUGUUGCUCCUGUUCCCGCUCCGACUCCAUUGGCUGAUACUCCUUCACCGGCGGACGAGUCUCCAGCCGAUGCCCCCUCACCAGACGCCGACUCUCCAGUUCCGACGGCGGAUGCACCUGAUGCACCGUCGAGUGCUCCUCAUCCAUCGGCUGAUGACGAAGAGGAUGCAGAUGCACCGAGUCCGGACGACGAGGAAGACCAUUCGGCAGCUUCACGUGGCCGCGUCGCCGGCGCCGGAGUGAUGGUGGCCGGAUUGAUGUCACUCUACAUGGCUUUCUAAAUUCAGAAAAUGUGAAGGAACGAAAGAGAAAAUCAGAGAGAGAGAGAGAGAUCAACAGCGGAAGAAUCGGUAGGAUUGUUUAUGCCUACAAUCAUCAAAACAUCAUAUGAAAAUGAAAAAAAAAGGAGAAAAAAUGUCCAAUAAUGU
Messenger RNA from Cucurbita pepo subsp. pepo (vegetable marrow), 2071 nucleotides. RefSeq names its product fasciclin-like arabinogalactan protein 14. Gene Ontology annotation, cellular component: plasma membrane. Lineage: Eukaryota; Viridiplantae; Streptophyta; Magnoliopsida; Cucurbitales; Cucurbitaceae. The record is from RefSeq and is a predicted model, not a curated record.